GCAGUAUCAAACGGUCAUCUUGAAAUCGUCAACCUGCUUCUUGAGAAAGACAUUAAUGUUAACAUAACGCGCAAAAACGGCAAUACCGCGUGCCAUAUUGCUGCAAAAAAUGGCCGUAAUGAUUUUGUGGAACUCCUUCUUAACCGUGGGUUGAACACUCAGGCCAGAAAUCUAUCCGGUCAGACCAUACUUCAUUUGGCUAUCCAGGGUAGCUGCGAUGUUGCAAUUAUCAAAUUGCUUCUCGAUCGGGGAGUUGAUCUCCAGGCAAGGGAUACAUUUGGCUUAAAUCCUUUAGAAACUGCAUUGGCGGCGGAACAUCUAGAGGCUAUAGAGCUGCUUCUG
Messenger RNA from Aspergillus wentii DTO 134E9, 342 nucleotides. Its product is annotated as ankyrin repeat domain-containing protein. The annotation marks the transcript as partial. The record is from RefSeq and is a predicted model, not a curated record. Gene Ontology annotation, molecular function: protein binding. The transcript has a single exon. NCBI's taxonomy places the organism in Eukaryota, Fungi, Ascomycota, Eurotiomycetes, Eurotiales, Aspergillaceae.